CUGCCUUUUGAUCCCUGCCUUCGUACAAAUAGCGUGUGUUGCAUGACACCAGACUACAAAAUACCGAUAGUAGCUUAGACGAUACUGUUGCUGUAGCUCAGCUAACUCAAAUUGAAGCAUCAUCGUUAACGUCAUUCGAUAUUCUGCGUGAGAUACGGACAGGUACGUUUCUUCAUACUUAGCAGAAGCUUUAUUUAAAGAACAACCAUUACCUUACAACAUGGACUACUUUCAACUUCUCUUCGGCAUCGCUGCAAUACUUCUCGCGAUCUAUUAUUACUAUACCUCGGUUUAUGACACCUGGAAGAAUCGUGGCGUGCCUGGGCCAAAACCGUCAAUGUUUGUUGGCAAUUUUUUGGAUAUUCUCCUUAAAAGACAGGCCCUGGCCACAAUUGUGAGAAAUUUCUACAACGAGUACAAAAGUGAACCGGUCUUUGGCAUAUACGAAGGAACAUCACCGGUUCUUGUUAUUAACGACCUAGACUUGAUCAAGGAUGUUCUCAUCAGGGACUUCUCUUUAUUCGUCGACAGAGGGUUCAAAGUACUUGAAAAGAUAGAGCCAUUGUCGCAGCAUCUCUUCCUUUUGGAAGCGAGAAGGUGGCGGCCACUGAGAACGAAGUUAUCACCAAUAUUCACCUCCGGCAAGCUGAAAGAGAUGUUCCCACUUAUAGCAGAGUGCGCGGGAAAUUUAGAAAAAUAUUUAGAUAAGGUAGUAGAAAAGGGCGUGCCAGUAGUAGAGUGUCGUGAUUUGGCUGCAAAAUUCACGACCGACGUGAUCGGGAGCUGUGCAUUCGGGAUCAGCACGAAUGCUCUUGAAGAUGAGAACAGCGAAUUCCGAAGAAUGGGCAAACAAAUUUUCGCUCCCAAUUUAAAACAGACUAUUCGAGAAUUAUGCAGACGAUUUGUACCAUCUCUGUUUAAAGUAGUCGGUUACUUUUUACGAACGACGGAGAUGAACAACUUUUUCAUAAAUCUGGUUCGUGACACAAUGGAAUAUAAAAAGACGAAUAAUAUAACAAGACCAGAUUUUAUUUACCUGCUGAUGCAACUGAAAGAACAUCCAGAAAAGAUGGAAGAUGUUGAACUAACCGACUCCUUAAUUGCCGCGCAAGCGUUUGUCUUUUUCAUUGCUGGAUUUGAAACGUCUUCGACGACGAUAGCGCAUGCUCUCUAUGAGUUAGCACAAAAUCAGGAAAUACAAGAUAAAUUACGGCAAGAAAUUAGAGAUGCGUACAACAAAGAUGGUGGUACUCUGACGUACGAAGGUAUCAAAGGAAUGAAAUAUUUGGACAAAGUGUUUAAAGAGACACUAAGAAAAUAUCCAAUACUGACGAUAUUAAGCAGGCAAGCGAUGGAGAAUUAUACGUUCAAAGGCACAAAAAUCACCAUACCAAAAGAAACAAUAGUAUGGAUACCAAUAUAUGGUAUCCAACACGAUUCAAAUAUUUAUUCAGAUCCUGAGAAAUUUGAUCCGGAAAGAUUCAACGAGGAUGCUGUUGCUGCCAGACAUCCUAUGAGCUAUCUAUCCUUUGGCGAUGGGCCGCGAAACUGCAUUGGUGCCCGAUUCGCUCAUUAUCAAAGCAAGGUCGGUCUUGCAACGAUUCUGCUCAAUCACAAAGUCGAUGUUUGCGAGAAAACCAAGAUUCCAUACGAACCAGACAAAGAGGCCUUUUUGUUAUCGCUCACCGGCGGGGUAAAUUUAAAGAUAACUAGACUACUUAUAGAAAUCUCGUUCGACAUGGACUAUUUUCAACUAUUGUGUGGCAUUUCCGUACUACUUCUUGCGAUCUAUUACCAUUACUCUUCAUGCUACAACUUUUGGAAAAGUCGCAAUAUACCUGGACCAAAACCGAUAAUCUUCAUUGGCAACUUUCUGGACGUCCUUCUUAAAAGAGAAUCGCUAACCGAUUGGACGAAGAAGUUGUACGACCAAUAUAAGAAUGAACCAGCUUUUGGAAUAUACAUAGGAACAUCACCAUUGCUGAUACCUAACAACCUAGAUAUGAUUAAAGAUGUUCUCAUCAGGGACUUCUCUUUAUUCGCUGAACGAGGAUUUAAAGUAUUUGAUGAAAAAAUAGAACCAAUACAACAAAAUCUCAUCAUGUUAGAAGCUGAAAGAUGGCGGCCGUUGAGAGCUAAACUCUCGCCGGUAUUCACAUCCGGCAAGCUCAAAGAAAUGUUCCCACUUAUAAUAGAAUGCGCGGAAAAAUUGGAGAAACACUUGGAAAAAUUAGCACAGAAGGACGAACCAGUGGAGUGCCGUGAGUUGAUUGCAAAAUUCGGGAUCGAUUCGAUCGGUAGCUGUGUUUUUGGACUAAACAUGAAUGCUCUGGAGAAUGAGAACUCUGAAUUUUUUCGAAUGAGCAAACAAAUUUUUGCAGUUAACGUAAAACAGACAAUUCGCGAUUUUUGUAGAGAAUUUACACCAUCCUUGUAUAAAAUAAUUGGUUCUUACCUCCAACCAAAAGAAAUCAACGAUUUUUUCCUAAAUUUAUUUAUCGAUACGAUGAAGUACAGGAUGGAUAAUAACAUAAUCAGACCAGAUUUUGUGCACUUGCUGAUGGAACUGAAGAAACACCCGGAUAGAGUUAACAAUAUUGAACUCACAGACGCGUUGCUUGCUUCGCAAACUUUCGCUUUUUUCAUCGGUGGAUUCGAAACAUCUUCCGCAACGAUGGCACAUGUUCUUUACGAGUUAGCACAAAAUCUCGAAAUACAAGAUAAACUAAGAGAAGAAAUUAGAGACGUCUACGAUAAAAAUAAUGGAGUUUUGACAUACGCAGAUAUCAAAGGAAUGAAAUACUUGGACAAAGUGCUUAAAGAAACACUAAGAAAGUAUCCGCCAUUGCCUAUUCUAAAUAGGCAAGCGAUGGAAAAUUAUACGUUUAAAGACACGAAAAUUUCCAUACCAAAAGGAACAAAUAUAUGUAUAGCGAUAUAUGCCAUUCAAAAUGAUUCAAAUGUAUAUCCGGAUCCUGAGAAAUUCGAUCCUGAAAGAUUUAACGAAGAUGCUGUCGCUGCCAGGCAUCCUAUGAGUUAUCUGUCUUUUGGCGAUGGACCAAGGAACUGUAUUGGUGCCCGUUUCGCGCAAUAUCAAAGCAAAAUUGGACUUAUAACGAUUCUCCGUAACCACAGAGUCGAUGUCUGCGAGAAAACCAAGAUUCCUUUUGAAAGUGACAAUCGUGCCUUUUUAACGAUGCUAAAAGGAGGAGUGUAUUUGAAAAUAUCUAAGGCAUAAAACAAAUAAUUAUUCUUAUACUUAUAUUACUAUCAUUCUAUAUUAUUUUAUUAUAUAUAAUUAAUAUAUAUUAUAUUAUUAUAUUAUACUAAAAAGAAUUUUAAAUAAAAUAAAUAU
Bombus pyrosoma is the source of this 3355-nucleotide messenger RNA. Its product is annotated as probable cytochrome P450 6a14. The transcript is spliced from 12 exons. The coding region runs from base 221 to 3238 and encodes 1005 amino acids. Gene Ontology annotation, molecular function: monooxygenase activity; heme binding; oxidoreductase activity, acting on paired donors, with incorporation or reduction of molecular oxygen. The record is from RefSeq and is a predicted model, not a curated record. NCBI's taxonomy places the organism in Eukaryota, Metazoa, Arthropoda, Insecta, Hymenoptera, Apidae.